This is a messenger RNA of Diutina rugosa, 864 nucleotides long. Its product is annotated as mitochondrial 54S ribosomal protein uL5m. Gene Ontology annotation, biological process: translation. The record is from RefSeq and is a predicted model, not a curated record. Bases 1 to 864 code for a protein of 287 amino acids. Lineage: Eukaryota; Fungi; Ascomycota; Pichiomycetes; Serinales; Debaryomycetaceae. Gene Ontology annotation, cellular component: ribosome; cytosolic large ribosomal subunit. Gene Ontology annotation, molecular function: structural constituent of ribosome; RNA binding. The transcript has a single exon.
AUGCUGAUCCGGGCGUUUUCGACGACGGCGUUGCGGAGCCGAGCCGGCUACUCCACGGUUGAGCCGGUGCACCACCUUGUCAAAAUUAAAAAGAACGCGUUGAAGCCAGCUCUUUCCGAGUUGUUAAAGUCUUCAGAUGACAUCACCGCGAUCAAGUUCAAGCCUACCGAGAUUGACCAAGACCGGGUCCAGGAAUACUACGACAACACCCUCAAGCUGGAUCUCAUGCUCCACUUCUACGAACACGACGCAAACACCGUCUACGGGAACAAGCUCCGGUCGUGGGGUAACGACUCGCCGUAUAAGAUGUACCGUCAGUUGAAGAAGCCGGUGAAGACGCUCAAGCAAACUCCCGACGUCCACCCCAUCACCAACAAGUCGGUCCCCGAAAUCACGCUGAUUGUUGUUCAAGCCUACAACAAGGAUGCUCUUGAAGAGCUGUGGCUUAACAUUUCGACCAAAUUGCAAUUAGCCCAGAUCACCAACGUCCGUCCCAAGCAGUUGUACUCGCGUACUAACAUCUUGCCGUGGAAGACUCGGGUGGGCAAGCAGUGUGGGGCCAUGGUCGAGUUGACCGGGCGUGACAUGCACCAGUUCAUGUCGACUCUCUCCGAGUUGGUGUUGCCGAGAAUCAGAACCUUCCGCGGGAUCUACAACUCCACCGGUGACAAGCAAGGUAACAUCACGUUUGGGCUUGGUCCCGAGGACGUGAAGUUGUUUCCUGAAAUCGAACAGUUUCAAGACUUGUACCCCAACUUGUCUGGUAUGAACAUCACUUUCAAGACCCUGGCCAACACCGACGACCAGGCCCGCACCUUGGUGAGCUCGUUCGGGUUCCCCUUCUGCAACAGAACUAAGGCGUAA